CGGGUAUGAUCCAUUUCUUAAACAGUAAUCUGCAAUUCCUAAUUUCUACACAGCACAGAAUCGCUCAUCGCUUCCAGUAUCCGAGCACCAAACAGGGUGGGAGAGAGAUCCAUAGAGAGUGAGAGAGAAAGAUGUUUCUGCGGAGGUUUGCUUGGCCAUCGUCAUUGAUGAUGAUGGCCAGGGUGAAGGAAACAACGGGGAUCGUCGGUCUCGAGGUGGUUCCUAAUGCAAGGGACGUGCUAAUUGGUCUUUACAACAAAACCCUAAACGAGAUCCAGCGUGUACCUGAGGACGAAGGCUAUCGGAAGGCCGUUGAGAGCUUCACGCGCCACCGAUUGAAGGUAUGCCAAGAGGAAGAAGAUUGGGAAGCCAUUGAGAAGCGACUUGGUUGUGGUCAAGUUGAGGAACUCAUUGAAGAAGCUCAGGAUGAGCUCAAACUCAUUGACAAAAUGAUCGAGUGGGACCCAUGGGGUGUACCCGAUGACUACGAAUGUGAAGUAGUUGAAAAUGACGCUCCUGUCCCUAAGCAUGUCCCACUACACCGACCUGGUCCUCUUCCUGAGGAGUUUUACAAGACUCUGGAUGCUAUCAUGACUGGAAAAUUGGAGCCUCCUGCUAAAAAAGACGAGUCAGCAAUCCCUGCAAGUUCCCAAUGAGCAACAAAUCAUGCUUCUUUCUUUCCGGGCAUGGGACAUCUCAUAUCAAUGGUGGAGCUUGGAAAACUUAUCCUCAAACACUAUCCUUCCUACUCCAUCGUCGUCCUCACACUCAUCCCCUCCUUCAACACCGGUACCACCGCCACCUAUGUCCGCCACAUCUCCGCCACCUACCCCGCCAUCACUUUUCACCACCUCCCUGAUAUCCCUCUUGACCCCUUACUUUACCCCUCCAUGGAAGCCAUCAUCUUUGACCUUAUUCGACUUAGCAACCCCAACGUCAACAACGCCCUACAAUCCAUUUCUCUCUCUUCUAAAGUCAUCGUCUUCAUCAUCGACCUUUUUUGCACGCCGGCGAUGUCUUUGGCUGAUAAACUCAACAUCCCUGUUUACUACUUCUUCACGUCCGGUGCAUCUUGCUUGGCGCAAUUCCUUUACUUUCCAACGAUUCACAGAACCACCAAUGAAAGCUUUAAAGAUAUGAACAGACCCAUCCACUCGCCGGGAUUGCCACCGAUACCCUCGUCGGAGAUGAUAAGCCCACUUCUCGAUAGAACAACUACUGAUUAUUCCGACUUUCUUGUAUUCUGUGAGCACUUCCCUAAGUCAGCUGGGAUCAUCGGCAACACAUUUGACUCGUUGGAACCAAAAGCCAUUAAAGCAAUUACCGACGGAUUGUGUGUCCCCGAUCUACCUACUCCGCCGCUGUACUGCGUCGGACCGCUGGUGGCUCCCGGUGAGGAUAGUCAACACGAGUGUUUGAAUUGGCUCGAUUUGCAACCGAGUCGAAGUGUUGUUUAUUUGUGUUUUGGGAGUUUGGGUUUGUUUUCUGCUGAUCAGUUGAAGGAGAUCGCUACGGGGUUGGAGAUGAGUGGGCAGCGGUUUUUAUGGGUUGUGCGAAGCCCACCGUCACAUAAUCAAGCCGACCGGUUUCUGCCACCGCCGGAGCCGGACUUGGAUUUGCUACUGCCGGAGGGUUUCUUGGCUCGUACAAAAAAUCGGGGACUUGUAGUGAAGAAUUGGGCGCCGCAAGUGGCGGUUCUAAGCCACGAGUCCGUCGGUGGAUUUGUGACUCACUGUGGGUGGAACUCGGUGUUGGAAGCAGUACGUGCAGGUGUUCCGAUGGUUGCAUGGCCGCUUUAUGCUGAGCAGAGAUUUAAUAAGGUAGUGUUGGUUGAGGAAAUGGGGUUGGCUCUUCCGAUGGAUGAGUCAGAGGGAGGGAGGGUGGCGGCGACGGAGGUGGAGAAGCGGGUUAGACAGUUGAUGGAGGCGGAGGAAGGGAAAGCUGUUAGGGAGGUGGCGAUGGCGAGAAAACUGGAUGCUGCUAGGGCAAUGGAGGACGAUGGGUCUUCUCGUGUGGCACUUUCGAAGUUGGUUGAAUCAUGGUAGCUAUAUGUGAAUCAUUAUAGUUCAUUACACGACAAAUUAAUGUUGUCAAAAGUAUCAAAAUAAUGUCUUUAUUUGUGUAUUUUAUGUUCACUUGACCUUUGAGACUAUUGUGUUGAGUUUGUAUUGUUGUCCUCUUUGUUAACUCCGCUCAACUCAGAAUCAAACGGCAAUAUUGUAGAUCUCAUGUUUUUUUGCAAC
This is a messenger RNA of Lactuca virosa, 2243 nucleotides long. The record is from the annotation of a GenBank genome assembly. NCBI's taxonomy places the organism in Eukaryota, Viridiplantae, Streptophyta, Magnoliopsida, Asterales, Asteraceae.